GUUUGUCCCAAUACGUCGGAGCUACUCGCUCAAAUACGCGUCCAGUAUAUAUAGACUACAGUUCUUUUUGUGAGAUAAAAAAUGGAUCUGUUAGCUCUUGUUGGCUUAGUAGUCAUUAUUUAUUAUUUGGUUUACAUGAUAUAUCCAUGGUUCUUGGAUUGCGAUUUAAAACUUGCUUUUUACGAAAAGUUUGGGAAACCCAUAACUUCCUUGAGGGGGAAGACAAUAUGGAUAACAGGAGCAUCGAGUGGAAUUGGGGAACAUCUUGCAUACGUCUUAGCAACUGCUGGUUGUAAAUUAGUUUUAUCCGCACGGAGAAAAGAAGAACUAGAGAAAGUAAAAGCCAAUUGCCUUCAAAGAAACUCAAGUUUAACCUAUACAGAUAUUGAAGUACUUGUUUUGGAUAUCUGUGACAUAGACAGUCAUGAAACAGCAUUUAAACACGUUAUUAGUAAAUUUGGGAAAUUAGACAUACUGGUAAAUAAUGCUGGUCGGUCUCAAAGAGCACUAUGGGAACAAAUUGAUCUGGCUGUUGACAAGCAGAUGUUUGAUUUAAACGUUUUCUCACAAGUUGCUCUCAGCCGAUUGGUGGGAAAAUACUUCUUCCAAGUAGGUGAAGGUCACUUUGUGGUUACUUCGAGUGCUGCAGGAGUCGGAGCAACAGCAUUUUCUGCUACCUAUUGUGCAACUAAAUACGCUUUACACGGAUAUUUUCAUACUUUCUGGAUAGAAAAGAUAAGUCAAAAUGUACCAGUUACAGUGGUAUGUCCAGGACCAAUUCAAACAAAUUUCUUAGCAGAAGCUUAUACAGAAAAGCCAGGGGAAAAAUAUGGCGAAAACACAAACAGUAAUUCGGAGAAUAAAGUCAGUGCAGAACGUUGUGCAACACUGAUGGGAGUUGCGAUCGCGAAUAAACUUCUUGAAGUGUGGAUCUCUAAACCACUUAUACUUCAGUUACUAUACCUCAGAGUUUAUUAUCCAAAUAUAGCAAUCUGGGUAUUGAGAAUAUUAGGACCAAGAUUUUUGCAACGUUUACGGGACGAUAAAACAACGCUCAAACAAGAACAAUGAAUAUGAUGUUUAAUAUAUAUUUUACACUUAUCUAAUAAAAAAGGUCUCAAAUG
Molecule: messenger RNA, 1124 nt
Organism: Dufourea novaeangliae
Lineage: Eukaryota; Metazoa; Arthropoda; Insecta; Hymenoptera; Halictidae
Product: dehydrogenase/reductase SDR family member 7
Exons: 8
Coding region: 82-1071 (329 amino acids)
Source: RefSeq, a predicted model, not a curated record